Siniperca chuatsi (mandarin fish) is the source of this 2333-nucleotide messenger RNA. It is a transcript of the gene wbp2, whose product is annotated as WW domain binding protein 2. The transcript has 8 exons. The record is from RefSeq and is a predicted model, not a curated record. Gene Ontology annotation, biological process: positive regulation of DNA-templated transcription. Gene Ontology annotation, cellular component: nucleus. Bases 188 to 979 code for a protein of 263 amino acids. NCBI's taxonomy places the organism in Eukaryota, Metazoa, Chordata, Actinopteri, Centrarchiformes, Sinipercidae. Gene Ontology annotation, molecular function: transcription coactivator activity; chromatin DNA binding.
GUGGGCGUUUUACACGUAUGGCGGAAGGGCAGGUGCAACACCAAACCCAGCAGCAUUCUCACAACAACCGUUAUCAUCGCAGAGGGAAAGGCUACCGAAGGUGCAGAUAGGCCUGCAGAUACGUUUCCUGAUAGAGGAACACAACCUUUAUUUUUUUGGUUGUCGGAGUGUCUGGAGGCCCGUCGACAUGACUCUGAACCAGAACCACUCUGAGUCCGGCGGAGUCAUCAUCAACAACAGUGAAAGUGUGUUGAUGAACUAUGAUAAUGUGGAGCUGGUUUUCUGUGAUGCGGACAGGCUGCCUGAAGUCUUCAGAAAGAGCAAGAAGGGCAGCAUCUACCUAACUCCAUACAGGGUGAUCUUUCAGGCUAAAGGCCGGGAUGCACUGCAGUCCUUCAUGAUGCCCUUCUACCUGAUGAAGAGCUGUGAGGUCAAACAACCUGUAUUGGGAGCCAAUUACAUCAAGGGCACCAUCAACGCAGAGCCUGGAGGCGGCUGGGAGGGCAGUGCUAUGUUCAAGCUCAUCUUUGCUGCUGGAGGAGCUAUAGAGUUUGGCCAGUACAUGCUACAGGUUGCAGCUCAGGCGUCAAGAGGUCAACCAGUGACUUCUGGGUUUGGUGGAUGCCCCUACAUGGCCAACGGGGCCUACUCUUAUCCUCCUCCCCCUGCUAACGGGAUGUACCCUGCCGGACCUCCACCCGGCUACUCCUACGCCAACCCUCCUCCACCAGGUGGAUUCUACCCCAACCCUCCAGCGUUUGAUGCCUCUGCGGCCUACAUACCUCCGCCUCCUUAUUCUGCUCCUCUGGGCCAGCAGCCCCCACAUGACCCAGACCUCCCCUCCUCAGCAGCAGCGGAGGCCAAAGCAGCCGAGGCAGCAGCGAGCGCCAGCUGUGCCACGCUGCCUCCUACACAUGUGUACCUGCCACAGGACAAGCCUCCUCCCUACUCCCCUCCAGAAGACAAGAAGAACCAGUAGACCUGCAUGAUCUCACCCUCAUUCCUCUCUGUCUCCUGUAAUCUCUAUCCUACUGGAUCACAUCGUUUCUCAUUCCAUUAACUGGACAUCAGGAAGGCCAAAGUUUUCCUUUUUAACUCCAAUUCCUUUUGGUUUCACAUUUUUCUCAUCCCAUCGCUUUCCCCGCUCAGCAUAUACCUUUUACAUUCCUUUAUUGUAAUCAGCUUCAUUCUCUUCAGAAGCACCUUUACUUGAUGGAAAUUAGAAGUAUUGGUAGCAGUCUGUCAGAGGAACAAGAAGAUUGUUUAGGCAAGUUGUCAGGAUUUGGGGGAUUUUUUCAAUGUAGUUGACAUAAACUUUGUAACCUGACUAGCUAUUUUAGCAUUCAUUGCCUUGCAGGUGUCCCAAGAAUCAUACCACCACCCUAAACUUUAGAUUCAGCGAUGUUGCUCACUUAUAAUUUUCUAUGACUGUCUAUUAAACUAGACUGAAUCUGAUGGUGUUAAUUACUUUGCUAAGCUAUUCAGAGGCAAGCUGAAUGCUGUCUUUUAUUUUUCUAUUAUUUGUGUGUACAGGCUUUUAAUAUGUAGGCUUUUAAAAAUGAGAUAUUUUCUCAAGAACACUAACCUAGAGAAAAACUAGCUUUUGUAAAGAGAGCAGAUUACAAGGUGGUCCCGGUCUGCUUUGACAUGUUUUCGUGGAUGAGAGGACCACAGAGAUUAGAGCAGUGUCGAGCCCCAGCAGUGAAUUCCUGAUCCUGGAUUAGAGCAGAGAGUGAGGGUGACCAGGGCCUGGAGGGAUGUACUGCCAGGAGGGAUUAUCUUUAUAAUGUACAAGAGCAGAGCAGUCACCCAGUGAUGUCACUUCCUGUUUUGUCAUGCCUCUGAACAUUUGAGAAAACACACGGUCAGACUCACCACCAGCCUGCUUCACCUUUCAUUUCUUCUAACGUACAUUUUAAACAUUAUAGAAACAAACAAGAGCAUUAGAAGAUUUUCUCAGUUUAUACUUUCUGUGGUUGUGAUCUUAACUCUCCAGUUUGAGGUCAGUCUUUGAAUCUGAUCUGAGCACCUCAGUAUCUGAGCCUCUACUCUUCCUUCCUUUAUAGUCACUAAUCUAAAUACUGUAUCUGUGGCACAUCUGUGGCUGAUUCUUUGCACUUUCAGAAUGCUAUGCAUCGGGCUCCUAUUUGCUCUGUCAUGGCUGUGUGUAUAAUAAUAAUAAUAAUAAAAAUAUCAAAGCUCUAUUUAUUUCAAACAAAUUUAUUGAAUAAUUCAUGUAAAAUGGCUCAAGUAAGAAAAACAAAGCAUGAUCUCAACUAAUGCAUGUAUGCAUUGGAUUGGAUUUUAUUAAAUGGAUCUUGAUUCAUGUGAAA